AUGGAUCAAAAUGAAUGUAUCCAAAAUGAUCAAAGUAUUUGUAAUAACUGUAAAAGUGAUCAUGAAAAUGAUGCAAAUGAUCAAAGUGAUCAAGAAUUAGUAUUAUCUAAUAAUAAUAAAAAGUCCAAGAUUAUCAUAAAGUCUAAGUCUAGUUUUAAAAGUUCUUGGCUUAAUGAGUUUAAAUGGCUUCAAUAUGAUAAGGUUUCUCAUUCUGUUAAAAAAUAUGCUUUUUCAGAUCAAUAUAUUGAUGCGAUAAAACUUGAUAAUGCUGAGAAAACAAUAGAUAAAGAAUCAGGACAACUUACACAACAAUGUACAAAUCAUAUAAUUAGAGUUAUAAAAAUUAUAUAUACUCUUAUAAAACAAGACAUACCACUAGCUAAGCUUCUAUAUUUUGUUCAAAUGUCUCAUGAAUUGGAAUCACUAUUUAUUAUAGAUAGUUUGAUUACUUAUGAAAAUGAAAAAGAAAUUCGUGAAUCUGUAUCUUUUGGAAUUAUGAUCGAUGAGA
Molecule: messenger RNA, 508 nt
Organism: Cetraspora pellucida
Lineage: Eukaryota; Fungi; Glomeromycota; Glomeromycetes; Diversisporales; Gigasporaceae
Source: the annotation of a GenBank genome assembly